AGGAUCCUAAUUUAUAUUGAAGAUCGACUUAGGAUGCGAUGAAUACAUUAGUCUAGCCAUUGGCAGCCCGAUCCCGUUCACCCCGGGUUCCAGAUAUUUCGAAGGUGCAUUUCAUCCUACUGCUGAUCAUCCCGCCCGUGUCCUACCCCAGGACCAACCUUACCAUCCAUGUUUUAGGUAUAGAGUGCCAUGCGCCUCUAUAGGCAUAAGCAAAUGCAGGCUGGUGUCACAGUAGAGAUGGUGUCAUUUACGCCUCAGCAAGUUUAAUCUAGGUUCUUCACCAACUCUUUUCCGAGACACUGGCAGGCUUGAACCUCCCUUAGAUUUACGGGUUCUGUCUUUCUUCGACUUAAGAUUCGUGUUAGCUUUUCCGCACUCCCCGACGUCGCUCUUGUCUUAGUCCCCGAGAUCAAGUUUUCAAAUUCAGAUUAUCUGUAUCCUCCAUCUUACAAGCUCAUGAUGUCAAAAUUUUCAUCCCUAAGCCCCGCUCAGCAAGAGGCUGUCCUCAAUGGUGCCGCGCUCAAUCCACCAAAAGGAUAUACAUCGAACUUCGACGAUCCGCCGAAUAGGGAAGCCGCGACCAAUGCCUUUUUCUUCUUAUGCUUGGCAUUAGCGACACUAGCAGUUUUCGGACGUCUAUACUGCCGGUGGAUAUUGCUGAAGCAGUAUUCGCUACCGGACUUCCUUUUCAUUGCCGGAUAUGCUCUUCUCAUUGCCGAUAUUGCUCUCGUCUACCGAAUGGCUCCCGUACCAGUCAUGUUUGUUCAUCUAUGGAACAUUCGUCAGAGGGAUUUCAUUAUAUAUUUACGGAGCGUAUUUAUCACGUCCGAAGUAUACCUAUUCAACAUUACAUUCAUCAAAGUCGCAAUCCUCCUCGACUGGAUACACAUAUUCAUGCCGCGUGGCACUCGUAACUUCCUUUUCUGGGCAGCGUCCAUCGCCAUUUUUGUUAACGUGGGGUUUUAUAUCGGUAUAAUUGUUGCCAACCAAGUCGCGUGUACACCAUAUGAGUACGCAUGGAACAAGCUGAUAGACGGUAAUUGCGGUCGCGCCAACACCCUCGAUGCGACUGUAGCCGCAGGAGCAUUCAAUAUUGUCUCUGACGUGGUAAUCCUGCUCAUUCCUCAAAGAGUGGUCUGGAAGUUACAUAUGCCGAGGCAAAAGAAAUUCGGAAUCUCCAUUGUAUUCGCUUUGGGACUUCUAGCUGUCACAACAGCUAUUCUUCGAUUUGUCUCGUCUCUUAAACACGCCAAGUCUCCCGAUUUUACAUAUGAUUUCAGCGAAAUUCUCAUUACUGGUUGCGCUGAACUUACUUGUGGUAUCCUGGUAGGAUGCGUCCCCAGUCUCCCCAAAGUCUUCGCUUCUGCGAACAUGAACGGAAUAAAACAUAAGCUCAGUAAGAGCAGGUUAUGGUCGUCCUUUAGUAGCUCCCAAAAGAGAUCGAGCCCGCGAUCGAUGCACUCGAGACCGCCUUCUCUGGAGCUGGUCCCGCGGGGCCGAGCUGGGCUCUUCCAUAAGUUAGAUUAUCAGGCCACGGGCUUUUCGGAAAGUUCGACGGACUCCCAUAUCCCAGUUAUCAGUGGACGCAUAUAUCAAACCACCGAGUUUCAUACCACAGAGACGUGCGGCCCCAGUACUUUUGAACAUUGAUGCAGGCAUUGGAAUGAGUAGAUUGGUUAUUUUAAGGGGGGAAGGGGGAGGAUGCACAAAAUUAUGGGUUAUAUCCAUAUCUUUAGUAAAGUAGCCCAGUGUCGUCUAUUCACCAAGGUAUGGAGACCACCAAUAGAGUCUAGAUAGCAACAUAUGCAUUAUAAAAGUCGAGAAUGCCGCAUUUUCGCCUUUUGCCUGAUUGCGACUAAAGUAUAGAAAUACAUAGAGCAAUUCAUUCAUGGCUCUUUUUACAAGUACACACGAAUUUGCUAGCUUGCGUGGAGUAGGUGCGCACUUUACGGAUAAUGACUUAGCUAUCAAAACUCGAUUUCCCACCGCCUAAGGCAUAUUCCGCUAUCGACGUUAUUGGCACGCUCAUUGGCUAUUUACUGGAUAAGCCCCUGAAUCACGGUGUUCUCGUCAUUUCUGGCGAUCGUACUAUUUAGCUCAGUUUUGGAGAGGGAAUGCAAAGGAAAGGAGCGCUUGCAUCUCUCUUCGAACUCUCUUCAAAUCUUUCGAUCUCUGCCUGUUGUGAACGUAGCAUUUUGGAUAGUAAAAAACGAGCAUGUAACUGUUAGAGAAUAGCGGUGUGAUACCCAUUAAGAAAUAAGACAUGAGGUUUCUUUAUUCCUACAGUCGGACCAACUAGAGCUUAGAACUAGAUUAAGAAGACACCCUCUUG
Hypoxylon trugodes is the source of this 2332-nucleotide messenger RNA. RefSeq lists its product as uncharacterized. The transcript is spliced from 4 exons. The record is from RefSeq and is a predicted model, not a curated record. NCBI's taxonomy places the organism in Eukaryota, Fungi, Ascomycota, Sordariomycetes, Xylariales, Hypoxylaceae. The coding region runs from base 457 to 1650 and encodes 397 amino acids.